AUGAAGGGGACAAGGCGGAGGCGCUGGUUCAUGUGGGCAGCCCUUCAGCAGCCAGCUUCCUCUGUGUCUUUUUAUUGUCAGCAGGGUGAGGAAGAAGAAAAUAUUGAAUAUCAGACCAUUGAAGAGUGUAAAACAGGCUCCUCGGAGUUGGUGUAA
Molecule: messenger RNA, 156 nt
Organism: Xyrichtys novacula (pearly razorfish)
Lineage: Eukaryota; Metazoa; Chordata; Actinopteri; Labriformes; Labridae
Source: the annotation of a GenBank genome assembly